Molecule: messenger RNA, 3126 nt
Organism: Centruroides sculpturatus (bark scorpion)
Lineage: Eukaryota; Metazoa; Arthropoda; Arachnida; Scorpiones; Buthidae
Exons: 23
Molecular function (GO): monooxygenase activity; oxidoreductase activity, acting on paired donors, with incorporation or reduction of molecular oxygen; heme binding
Source: RefSeq, a predicted model, not a curated record
AUGCCAUUCCAACCCAUUAUUUUUGGUCAUUUUCUGCCCGAUUAUUCCUCUCGUUCUCUAUGGUGGACGGCUACUCUUUUGGGAAUUAUUGUUACUCUCACUUGUCUGUAUGUUAAAUUAAGAACCUCUAACGUCCUGUGGAAGAUCCCAGGAUGCGUGGCUCAACCGAUAAUUGUUGGAAUUGUCAUUUCAUUAACAUUACUGAAAGCCAAAGUGACUAGUUGUAAUGUCUUUAUAAAAAAAAUAUACUCUAAAAGGUCUAUACUUAUUAAUUACACCAAUAUUAAUAUUAUAAUAUUUACAAGUAUUGUUUUAUUAUAUAUAAUUUUAAAACAGGGAUUUUUAGUGUUGUUUAAACUAGUAUGUUUCCAAGCAUUGUGCGGAGUAACCCAUAUCUUCGAUAAAUGGAGAAUUUUGAGAUUUUGGUUCGGUUUGAGACCAAUUGUGGUUUUUUUCAAACCAGAAACUGUGGAAGUUAUCUUGAGCAGCAACACGAUCCUUCAGAAACCAUUCGUAUAUCAGUUUCUAAAACCGUGGUUUAAAGAUGGAUUAAUCACGAGUUCUGGAAAUAAAUGGAGAAAGAGAAGAAAGUUGUUGACUCCCGCUUUCCAUUUUCGAAUUUUGGAAGAUUUUGUACCCACCAUUGAAGAUCAUGCUAAAAGACUUGUAAAGAAACUCAGAGAAGAGAUUGGCAAGGAAUGUUUCGAUGUAGUACCUUUCAUAACUAUGUGUUCUCUAGAUAUUUUAUGUGAGACUGCAAUGGGAGAGUAUGUUGGAGCACAAGAAAAUGACGAUUCUCCAUACUUGAAUGCCUUAAAAGAAGCAUCAGAAAACUUUACCUCUCGAAUGACGAAGCCGUGGUUAUGGUCUGAUACUAUCUUUUAUAUGUCUUCUUAUGGUAGGGAAUUCAUCAGAUGUGUUAAUGCUAUGGACGCAUUUACUAAAGAAGUAAUCAGAAAACGCAAAAAUGAGCUUUUACAGCAGUUAAAAACGGGUAGAGAGAUGGAAGAAUUACUCGAUAACAAUAAGUUUGGCACUAGACGAAGAAGGGCAUUUUUAGAUUUGUUACUGUAUCAGCAUUUGAGCGAUUCCACUUUCACUGAAGACAAUAUUAGAGAAGAAGUCGAUACUUUUAUGUUUGCAGGGCACGAUACCACUGCUGUUGGAAUGAGUUGGGCAUUAUAUUUAAUAGGAUUAUAUCCAACAGUCCAGAAAAAACUUCAAGACGAAAUCGAUUCGAUCUUUGGUGAUGAGAAUAGAGAAUUUACCAUUGAAGAUUUAAAAGAGAUGAAAUAUAUGGAAUGCGUUUUAAAGGAAAGUCAGCGAUUAUAUCCUUCACUUCCUUAUAUAGGCAGGGAAUUGCAAGAAGACGUAGUCGUCAAAGGAUACAAAAUUCCCCAAGGAACCAGCUGUCUUCUCUUUACUUUCAUGCUGCAUCGAGAUUCGGAAAUCUUUCCAAAUCCGGAAAUCUUCGAUCCAGAUAGAUUCUUACCCGAAAAUGCAGUUGGACGCCAUCCAUAUGCAUACAUUCCAUUUUCUGCCGGACCAAGGAAUUGCAUUGGGCAAAAAUUCGCUUUACUGGAAGAGAAAUUAGUAUUGGCUAAUAUACUGCGUCAUUACAAUUUGCAUUCACUCGAUCAACGCGACAAGCUUCAGUUGACAGCAGAAAUGGUCUUGAGGUCCGCUAAUGGUAUCAGAGUGAAGUUAACAUGCCGACAGAGAUUGAUAUUUCAAGCUGGUAAUGGAUUCGCACAUGUCUUCAAUAAAGAGAAAUUUAUGAAGUUUUUUAUAGGAUUUAAACCAUUUUAUCUAUGUUAUAAAGCAGAGGCUUAUGAAGCUGUUAUAGGAAAUUCUGUUAACAUUAGUAAGGAUUUUGGCUAUUCGUUUCUUACUCCAUGGUUAAAAUUUGGUCUUUUAACAAGUACCGGAGAUAAAUGGAAAAUGAGACGUAAAAUGUUGACUCCUGCAUUUCAUUUCCGUAUCUUGGGUGAUUUUUUACCUACUGUCGAAGGACAAGCCAAAAUAUUCGUAGAGAAACUAAAUACAGCGUGCAUGAAAGAAUGGGUCGACAUAAUUCCUUUAGCUACUAGAUGUGCUCUGGACAUUAUUUGUGAAACAGCUAUGGGUAUUCAUUUAGGAUCUCAAAAUAAUACAAACUGUGAAUACAUCAGAGCAUUGCACGACGUUGGAGAAGUAUUUCCUGACAGAUUCAUAAAACCUUGGAUCUGGAAUAACUUUAUCUUUUUUAAUUUAACGGAAAGAGGCAAAACUUUUAAGAAAAAUACCGCAAUCUUGGAAAAUUUUACUAGAAGCGUCAUAAGAAAAAGAAAAGCGGAAAUGUUAAGCAUGAUAGAAAGUAAUCAAGAUGAUAAAAACGAAGACGAAUUCGGUAAGAAAAAACGUCAGCCAUUUCUAGAUCUUCUCCUCAGGCAACACAUUAAUUAUGGAACUCUCAGCGAGGACGAUAUCUUAGAAGAAGUCGAUUCGUUUAUGUUUGCUGGUCACGAUACAACUGCAUUGGCAACAAGCUGGUCGUUGUACUUGCUCGGUCAUCAUCCAGAAAUUCAACAAAGAGUACAAGAAGAAAUAGACUUGGUCUUAGGAGACGAUGACCGUCCUAUGACUCUUGAUGAUCUGAGAGAAUUAAAAUAUUUAGAAUGUGUGGUUAAGGAGGCUUUGAGAUUAUUUCCUUCAGUUCCAAUGAUUUCUAGAGACUUAGCUGAAGACCUUAAAAUACCAAAAGAAUUUACGUAUUUCUAACUUGAUAUAACUUGUUCAGAUGGAUAUACACUUCCGAAAGGAUCAACCUGUAUUCUCUUCAACUAUAUGUUACAUCGAGAUCCAAAAGUAUUUCCCGAACCUGAGAAAUUCGAUCCGGAUAGGUUCCUACCAGAAAACACUGCAGGCAGACAUCCAUAUGCUUAUGUUCCAUUCUCAGCUGGAUCUAGAAAUUGCAUCGGUCAAAGAUUCGCACUUUUAGAAGAGAAAACUGUUUUGGCUAAUCUUCUGAAGAAAUUUACCUUUAAAUCCUUGGAUCAUAGGGAUAAAUUACAAUUAGCGGGAGAAAUGAUUAUGAGAGCCAAAAAUGGCUUAAGGUUGAACAUUUCUAAAAGAAUCAGAGAAUAA